AUGGCGCCCGGCUCCCUGCACCUGCACCUGCGCUUCCUGUCUGCCUGUCUGGCCGUGGGUCUGGCUGAGUCCAUCACCAUUCUCUCUCAAGCAUGGUCAGCCUCCGCGCCCCACUCCUGGGCAAGGUCCAGGGCCACAGUGUUUGGACAGCGCUCGCCCCCUUCACUUCCACCGCGCUCACCCCGAAGUCCCUGGAAACUUCCCUCUAGCUCUAAAUCACAAGGACUUCGGAAACCAAAAGUCCUGGCGGUGUCACGCGCCGGAAUUCCUCCUUACCCUUCCUCCGCGGCGAGCCUUAGCGGCAGGUCACCCCCCAAGCGCCCUGAAGGCGCGGCGCCCGCCAUCCCGCGCGAGGCGGACUUGGACCCCGAGCUGCAGGCGCCUCGGCCUCCGGGCGCUCAAGCGCCCGCCUCGGGACACCCGCGUGCCCGCCUCCAGCCUCGUCCGGGCUUCUCAGCUCGAGUCCCGUCGAGGCCCGCCGCUCCGGGCAGCGUCCCCGCCCUCCGCUCCGCCCCAGCGUGGCUCGGCGGGCGCUGGCGGAGGCGCGGGUCCACGUCCCCAGGAACCGGGCCGACGCGAGGGCGGGGCGGGGGCCGGCGGCCGGCCCCGGGGACAGCCCGCCCCCCGCCCCCCGGCGCCGCGGCCCGGGCCCGGGCCCCCGAAAGGAAGGAGGGCGCGCCGGCGGCGGCGCCGCACUUACCGCGCUCUGCCCGCCGCGUCCACCCGAGCAGCGCGCGCGCACAGCCCCGGGCCGCGUUCGAGGAGCCGGGCGCGGGGGGACCCGCCGGGGGGGGGCGGGCGGGGCGUUACAACUUCCUUCCCGGCCCGGCGGCGAGGGACGCGGCGAGGGGCAGCGCGCGCCGGGCGCCGCGGAGUUCACUUUCUCGUCUCCCCCGCGCUCCCCCCUCGCCCGCCCGCCCGCUCCUCCGGCCCCCCCCACCCCCGCGCGGCAGGCGAGGCGGGGCCGGCGUUUUCGCUCCCGGGGCCGCCCGGGAGCCCGAGGAUGGAGGCGGCGGGGGAGGGGACGAGGACGAGGGCAGGGCGGGCGGGCCGGGACCUUAA
Delphinapterus leucas (beluga whale) is the source of this 1062-nucleotide messenger RNA. Lineage: Eukaryota; Metazoa; Chordata; Mammalia; Artiodactyla; Monodontidae. The record is from RefSeq and is a predicted model, not a curated record.